This is a messenger RNA of Dictyostelium discoideum AX4, 1698 nucleotides long. RefSeq lists its product as hypothetical. The transcript has a single exon. Bases 1 to 1698 code for a protein of 565 amino acids. NCBI's taxonomy places the organism in Eukaryota, Evosea, Eumycetozoa, Dictyosteliales, Dictyosteliaceae. The record is from RefSeq and is a predicted model, not a curated record.
AUGAUCACAACAAAUUAUAAUAAUAAUAAUAAUAAUAAUAAUAAGAUUUCAAAUGGAAAUAGUUUUUUUUCACCAAAUUUAUUCACAUUUUCUUCAAGUAAAACUUUAACAUCAAGAAUUUUGAAUUUCAAAAAUAAUAAUAAUAAUAAUAAUAAUAAUAAUAAUAAUAAUAAUAAUAAUAAUAAUAAUAAUAAUAAUAAUAAUAAUAAUAAUAAUAAUAAUAAUAAUAAUAAUAAUAAUAAUAAUAAUAAUAAUAAUAAUGAUUAUAAUGAUAAUAGUAGUAAUGAAGAAGAAAAUGAAUAUAGUAUAAUUAAAAGAAAAAAAAAAAUAAAAAUUGCACCAACUAUUAGUAAAUUAUUAUCAAUCAAAAAAUCAGAGUUUAAUUCAGACGAUAACUCUGAUGAAGAGAGUUACGAAGACGAUUUCGUUGAUUAUGAAAAUGAAAAUGAAAAUGAAAAUGAAAAUGAAAAUGAAUAUAAAAAUGAAAAUGAAAAUGAGGAUAAUAAAAAUGAAGAUAAUCAAGAUAAUGACUUAGCACCAUCAUCAUCAAAACUAUUUCGUUUUUUAUGUACUCCUAAAAUCCAAACAAAUAUUAAAAUCAAUAAUAAUAAAAAUAAAAAUAAAAAUAAAGGUAAUAAUGAUUCAACAAAAAAAGUAGAUAGUGAAAUUAAUGAAAAAGAGGAGGAUUCAAAUGCCGAGUUAAAAUCAAAACCAAAGGCAAUUAGAAUAGAAGUAGAUUUAAAAUCAAAUGGAAUCAUUAUAAAUUUUCAACAACUUGUAUCAAACGAAUCUAAUCCAUUAAUUAGUAAUAAUAAUAAUAAUAAUAAUAAAUCACUUAUUUCACAAACUAAUAACUUUGUGAAAAGUUUUAAAAAUGAAAAUAUUUCAAAUAUUACUUUUAAUGAAAGAAAGAAUGUAUUAGGUAUGGUUUUAAUAAAGAUUGGUGCAGGUGCUAAAAAUAAUAGUAGUACUAGAGUAGAACAAAAAGUAGAAAAAGAAGAAGAAAGGGGAGAGGAAGAAGAUUUUCAUUAUUACCUUGAUAGUGAUGGUGAUUCAACAAUAUCAGAAUAUGAUAUUGAAGAUCCAUUCGUUGAUGAUAGUUUAUUAUUAAUUAAAGAUCAUGCUCAUUCUGAUUCAAAUGGAAUUGAUGAUGACAGUGAUGAUAUUAAUAAUUUAGAAACUAAUGGGUUCUAUGUCAUUCAAAAUGGUAUUGAUUUAAAAUUUAAUAAUAAUAAUAAUAAUAAUAAUAAUAAGAAUAAUAAUAAUAAUAGUGGUGGUGCCAAUAAUAAUAAUAAUAAUAAUAAUAAUAAUAAUAAUAAUAAUAAUAAUAAUAAUAAUAAUAAUAAUAAUAAUAAUAAUAAUAAAAUAACAAAGAAAAGGAAAUUAGAGGAUGAUCAAAAUAUACAAAAUGAAACUGAAAUUGAUCAAGAACUAUCAAAACCUCUGACAAAUGUAAUUAGAAAAUUAAAAACAUCACAACCACCAAAACAAACAAUCACAACAAGUACAAUUACAACAAGAUCAACAAAAAAAAAUGCAACAAUUGUUGAUAAUGAUGAUAAUAAAAUAAUUAAUAGUAAAACAAAUAAUACCAAUUCUAAAAUCAUUGUUCAAAAGAAUUCUAAUCCAAUUGAACAAAGAAAAAGAAAACUUGACGAUUCUAGAGAUUCAAAACAAAAAAGAAAAUCUAAAAAAUAA